CGCGGUUCCAACCCGACGAGGGAGGGGAAGAGACGAAGAGUGAAGAGACACGAAUCCGGAUAGAGCGCCGCCGCCGCCCCCAGCCCCGCCCCGCCCCGUCUGGCGACGAGGACCCCGUUCCGGCGCCGCCACAGCGCCGGACCGAGAGAAAGGCAGGUAGGGAGGAACUGAGGAAACAUGACGACGAUCCGGCGGUUCUGCUGCGAGGACCUCCUCCGCUUCGCCUCCGUCAACCUCGACCACCUCACCGAGACGUUCAACAUGUCGUUCUACAUGACGUACCUGGCGCGCUGGCCCGACUACUUCCACGCCGCCGUAAGCCCUGGCGGCCGCGUCAUGGGUUACAUCAUGGGUAAAGUUGAAGGGCAAGGUGAGUCUUGGCAUGGACACGUCACGGCAGUGUCUGUUGCCUCAGAAUUUCGGAGGCAGAAAUUAGCCAAGAAGCUCAUGAACUUGCUGGAGGAAAUCAGCGAUAAAAUGGAUAAGGCCUACUUUGUGGAUCUCUUUGUAAGGGCAUCUAACAUGCCAGCUAUAAGGAUGUAUGAAAAGCUUGGUUAUGUGGUUUAUCGGAGGGUGCUUCGAUAUUACUCAGGGGAAGAAGAUGGCCUUGAUAUGAGAAAAGCAUUAUCACAAGAUGUCGAGAAGAAGUCCAUCAUACCACUCAAGAGGCCAAUCACACCUGAUGAACUUGAAUAUGAUUGAUGUUAAAAGUCUGGAAAGUACAGAGUGAUGUUUGUUGCUUACCUGAACAACAUGGAUGGGGAAUUUAACAAGCUUUGAAAUGGUCUAGUGGCAUCAUUGAGUAGGGAUUACUUGUACUGUUGUGUUUUUCGCACCAGUUAGGCCCCAUGGGGUUUUCAAGGUGAAUUAAGUGGCAUUCAGUGUUUGAAUAGCGAGAACCGAUAACUGUGAUGGAAUGGAAUCAAACUGCUUUGUUUUGAAGUCACACCAGCCAAA
Panicum virgatum (switchgrass) is the source of this 957-nucleotide messenger RNA. RefSeq names its product N-terminal acetyltransferase B complex catalytic subunit NAA20. Gene Ontology annotation, molecular function: protein-N-terminal amino-acid acetyltransferase activity. Gene Ontology annotation, biological process: N-terminal peptidyl-methionine acetylation. Bases 178 to 702 code for a protein of 174 amino acids. Gene Ontology annotation, cellular component: NatB complex. The transcript has 6 exons. NCBI's taxonomy places the organism in Eukaryota, Viridiplantae, Streptophyta, Magnoliopsida, Poales, Poaceae. The record is from RefSeq and is a predicted model, not a curated record.